This is a messenger RNA of Closterium sp. Yama58-4, 3219 nucleotides long. NCBI's taxonomy places the organism in Eukaryota, Viridiplantae, Streptophyta, Zygnematophyceae, Desmidiales, Closteriaceae. The record is from the annotation of a GenBank genome assembly.
AUGGAGGUCGCUCGUACCUCCUUGAUCCAUGCGGCUGCUCCCCACUUUCUGUGGCCGUUUGCGGUCCGGUACGCAGCGCAUCAGCUCAACCUCUGGCCCCGUGUCUCCUUGCCGGAGACUUCCCCGACUCUACGGUGGACGGGAGAGGUUGGCGAUGCGUCGCGUUUCCGGGUCUGGGGAUCUCGAGCUUUUGUCCGCGACACGUCCGCGGACAAGCUCUCGCGUCGCGCUGUUCCCUGUGUCUUUCUUGGCUUUGUUCCCGACGCGCCUGGUUGGCAGUUUUACCACGUCACCUCGCGCCGGGUUCUGGCCUCUCAGGACGUCACUUUUGACGAGUCCGUCCCCUUCUACCGCCUCUUCCCCUACCGCACUGCCCCGCUCCCCCCCCCACCUCUCUUCCUCGCUCCAGGUGCUGAGGUACCAGACCCCCUCCCCCCUCAGGGUGCCGCUCCCUCAGGUGUGUCCCAGGUAGACCCGGGUGAGCCUGUCGAGGUAGCUGUUGACUCGCGUCCUGCGUCUGGGGGUGCUGAGCCUGGGAGUACUGCGUCUGAGGGUGCGGAGCCUGGGGGUGCUGAGUCUGGAGGUGCGGAGCCUGGGGGUGCUGAGCCUGGAGGUGCGGAGCCUGGAGGUGCGGAGCCUGGGGGUGCUGAGUCUGGGGGUGCUGAGUCUGGGGGUGCUGAGCCUGAGCGUGCUCCACCUGGAGGAGCCCUCUCCUCCCAGCAGCUGCAGGAGAGGUACCUCGAGUACUGCCGCCUCCCGAGAGGUGCUUCUGGAGCUCGUCCCGGUACUUCCCCUCCUACCCAGGAGCUCCCCCCCAUUCAGGUGAUCCGCGAGUGGUACACGCGGCGCUGCAGUCUUCGUAGUGGUGCUCCUGGUGCUGCGGACCCGAGCAGUGGUGCUGUUGCUGGUGCUGAGGACCCGGACGCUGGAGCUGCUGCUGGUGCUGAGGACCUGGGGGCUGGAGCUGCUGCUGGUGCUGAGGACCCGACCGGUGGCGCUGCUGCUGGUGCUGAGGACUCGGGCGUUGGAGCUCCUACUGGUGCUGAGGACCCGGGCGUUGGAGCUGCUGCUGGUGCUGAGGACUCGGGCGUUGGGGCUGCCACUGGUGUCCCUGCUGCUUCUGGAGACGCUGCGCGGCCGCGACCGUACUUCGUACCGCUCCUUCAGCAGGUUCUUGGUCAGGCUCCUCCUCCUAGUCCUCCUCCCUCCGUCGAGUGUCCUCUGCCUGUCCAGCCGCAGUCACAGUUACCGCCUGCCUCGCCUCUCCCUGCUCCCUCCCCUUACACUGGUCCCACAGGAGGUCUUACAGAGCGUCGUGAGCCUGAGUCUCGUCCUGCGUCGCCUGUUCGUACUGCUCGCACUGGUCGUCGUGUCCCACGUGAGCGUCCUCCUCCUGUCCCUGGCACUCACUACAUGACUCUGCGUCCCUCCACUGCUCCGCAGCGUGUCCCGCUGCCGUCUCCUCCUGCGUCCUCUCUUCCUACUCUUCCUGACCCGGAGUCUGACUCCCGUCGUGCUGCCAGUCCCACUGUUACGCGUCUCCUCGCUACAGUUGUCACUGACCCGACCUUUGAGUCCUCUGCUGCGUCUGCUCUGGUCACUGAGUUGGUUGACUUUGCUGCUCGCUGUCGCCUAGACUACGCUGCCAGCCUUGUCGCUAGGUCUGAGUCUGCGUCUGCCUGUCCUCCGUCCGUCGGGGGUGAGUGUGCCCUCGGCACGGACGUCCUUGAGGACAGACAGGAGGAGUUCCACUGCCUUGCUGCUGCUUUGCCCCGUCUCGUGUCCUUGCUAGUUGCCCCUGAGGGAGACCCGGAUGCACCAGACAUCCCGACCCCACGCUCUUACGCUGAGGCGAUGGCGGGUCCCUACUCCUCUCAGUGGCAGACAGCCAUGGACGCAGAGAUGGCCUCCUGGAAGUCCACAGGCACCUACGUAGACGAGGUUCCCCCUCCUGGGGCGAACAUCGUCAGUGGCAUGUGGAUUUUCAGGGUGAAGCGGCCGCCGGGUUCUCCACCUGUCUUCAAGGCGCGCUACGUGGCUCGAGGCUUCAGUCAGCGAGAGGGAGUAGACUUCUUUCAGACCUUCUCCCCCACCCCAAAGAUGACUACUCUUCGGGUGCUGCUGCACAUAGCCGCUCACCGCGACUACGAGCUUCACUCUCUUGACUUCAGCACUGCUUUCUUGCAGGGCAGCCUGCACGAGGAGAUCUGGCUGCGCCGCCCCCCUGGCUUCACUGGGUCAGUUCCUCCUGGCACCCAGUGGAGGCUUCAGCGGCUGGUCUACGGUCUCCGCCAGGCGCCACGUGAGUGGCACGACACACUGAGGACGACACUUGCGGCUCUUGGGUUCGCUCCCUCUACUGCUGACCCGUCGCUGUUUCUACGCACCGACACCUCGCUGCCGCCGUUCUACAUCCUCGUGUACGUCGACGACUUGGUCUUUGCCACUGCUGACACCGCGGCACUCGCUCACGUGAAGUCGGAGCUGCAGAGGAGACACACGUGCACAGACCUGGAGCCGAGUGGCCCGUAUCCAGAGCUUGUGGGCUGCCUCAUGUACCUGAUGACCUGCACUCGACCUGACCUUGCAUACCCUCUUAGCAUCCUAGCACGCUAUGUCGCUCCUGGCCGUCACCGGAAGGAGCACAUGGAUGCUGCUAAGAGGGUGUUGCGCUACUUGUGCAGUACGUCGGGCAUGGGGCUUGUGCUUGGAGGGCGAGACCGGGUUGUUCUCACAGGGCACUCAGACGCUUCUUGGGCAGACGACCAGGCUACUCAGCGGUCGUCCCAGGGUUACACCUUCAGCCUUGGCUCUGGCUCAGUUUCUUGGCGUUCUACUCGCUCUUCUUCUGUUCUCAGCUCCAGUUGUGAGGCUGAGAUCUACGCCACAGCCAUGGCUGCUCAGGAGCUACGCUGGCUGACCUACCUGCUGACCGACCUCGGAGAGCGGCCUCGUUCUCCUCCAGUGCUGUACGUCGACAACAAGGCUGCCAUUGCCUUGUGUGAGGAGCACAGACUGGAGCACAGAACGAAGCACAUCGCUCUGCGGUACUUCCUUGCUCGAGAGCUGCAGCAGCGUGGUCAGCUUUGUCUGCGUUACGUGGCCACGGAGGCCAACACUGCUGAUGUGUUCACCAAGGCGCUUCAGCCUUGUGACCAUCAGCGCUUUUGCACGCUGCUAGGCCUUGUACCUACUGGGCCUCACUUGCUUACCUCUUGA